Trichoderma asperellum CBS 433.97 is the source of this 1677-nucleotide messenger RNA. RefSeq lists its product as uncharacterized. Gene Ontology annotation, cellular component: endosome; clathrin vesicle coat; plasma membrane. Gene Ontology annotation, molecular function: clathrin binding; phospholipid binding. Gene Ontology annotation, biological process: actin filament organization; endocytosis. NCBI's taxonomy places the organism in Eukaryota, Fungi, Ascomycota, Sordariomycetes, Hypocreales, Hypocreaceae. The record is from RefSeq and is a predicted model, not a curated record.
AUGUCGAAGGUUAUACGCAGCGUGAAAAACGUGACCAAAGGGUACUCACACGCCCAGGUCAAGGUCCGAGAUGCGACAAGUAAUGACCCAUGGGGCCCGACCGGCACACAGAUGAGCGAGAUUGCUCAGAUGACAUUCAACACGUCCACUGAGUUUUACGACAUAAUGGAUAUGCUCGACAAGAGACUGAACGACAAGGGAAAGAAUUGGCGCCACGUUUUGAAGGCACUAAAGGUUCUCGACUACUGUCUGCAUGAGGGCUCUGAGCUGGUUGUCACAUGGGCUCGCCAAAGCAUCUACAUCAUCAAGACUCUGCGAGAGUUCCAGUACAUUGACGAAGAAGGCCGCGAUGUUGGCCAGAAUGUCCGUGUUGCGGCCAAGGAGCUGACCGCCCUUAUCCUCAACGAUGAGCGAUUGCGAGCCGAGCGAAGCGACCGGAAGUCUUGGAAGUCGCGCGUAAUGGGCCUCGACUCUGAUUUUGGCCCCCAGUAUGCCGAGCAGUCUCAGCGACGACAGCCACGAUCAGAACGAAGACCCAAUGAUGAAGACGAUGCCGAGUACCGCCUUGCAAUUGAAGCUAGUAAAUAUCAGGAGGAGGAGGAUAGGAAAAAGAGACAGAAUCUCGCUGGUGCUGAUAAUGACGAUGACCUUGCAAAGGCUAUUAAACUCAGUCAGGAAGAGGAGGAAAGGAGGCGCCGCGAGCUGGAAGAUGCAAAUGCCGCAUCUCUAUUUGACGAUGACACUCCUCAAACUUCGCAGCCCCAGCACACUGGAUUCAACCAGGGAUACCAACAGGGCAACGCCGUGGACUUCUGGGCCAAUCCAAUUGACCAGCAGGCGCAGCAGAUACCACAGCCAACCGGCUACCUAGGAAACGCAUAUACCGGAUUCCAGCAGCCGCAACAACCGCAGCAAACUGGCUGGCAGCAAAACUUCAACACCGGCUUUGGCGUCGAUGCGUUUGGCAACCCGCUGUCUCAGCAACAGCAACAACAACAACAGCAGCAGCAGCAACAGCAGCAGUUCCUUCAGCAGCAACAGUUUGCUCAGCAACAGCAGCUGCAGUCUUCUCAGGCCCUGGAUUUGGCGAUUCAGCCUGGAAGCAACAACCCUUGGGCGACCAACAAUCAGUUACAACAGCAGUCUCUUAGACCUACGCCAACAGGUUCCAACAAUCCCUUUGCCCAGAACCGACCGCAGUCAGCAAGACCCGCGACCUCUUCUCUCAGCCCUCUACCGGAGCAAAAGACUCUAUCCAACUUCAACCAAUCCAGCUUCAACCAACCUCAGAUUCAGCUUCAGCUUCAGCAACAGCAGCUGCAGCAGCAGCAGCAACAGAAGCCCGCUUUUACUACUCCCCAGAGAGAGCUCAGCGAACAUGAGAGGAAGUUGAACGCUCUGUUGGCCUCUGGAGACGGCCUAGAUACUUACGGAAACACGGGUGACCUGCGAAUUCCCGCGCAGCACACGGCUCCGGGAACGUUUAUCAACAGUGCUGGCGCGGGUCUCAGCCGAAUUGGCCCAGAAGCUACCGGCAACAACCCCUUCUUACGGCAGCAGUUCACUGGCAUGCCGAGCAUCACCUAUGGUGGUCAGCCGCAGCUGAAUAGCAACCCAUUCGGCGCUCAGCAGCGACCACAGCAACAGGGCCAGCCACAAGAUUUAAUCCAAUUUUAA